AUUGAAUGCACACACAGAACGUUGUUUGUUUGCCGCUUCCCUCACUGACAGCUCUCAAACAGUAUAGCAUUUUGGUGGUGUGUAAACGAUUACAUUUCGCCUUGUCUUUACGUUGUCCAAUGGUUCGAUUCGAAAUAUAAGAUCGAAGACAUAACCUCAAACGGUUGCUGAAGCAUUUAUUUUUUUGAGUCGACUUUAAGGAAGAACAUUUAACCAGUAAUCAUGUCGAUGGCUAUGCCAAUUAACCCAAAGCCAUUUUUGAAUGGGUUGACAGGGAAGGCAGUGCAAGUGAAACUCAAGUGGGGCCAUGAAUACAGAGGAUAUCUGGUUUCAGUCGAUGGCUACAUGAACAUGCAAUUGGCAAACACAGAAGAGUUCAUUGAUGGACAAUCGACAGGUCAUUUGGGUGAGGUGUUGAUUCGAUGCAACAAUGUUUUGUACAUUUCUGGUGUGAGUGAAGACGACGAAGAAGGCGAAAUGAGAGAUUAAACGUCACUUGAAUGGCAUUUAUUUCAUAAGGUCUAUACAAAUCCCAAGGUUAAAGCUGUAAUUCAGAGUAAAAAAAAAGAAAAUUCACAAUAAACAAAUCAUUCUUUUCAUCUGAUCAUCAAA
Molecule: messenger RNA, 612 nt
Organism: Sitodiplosis mosellana (orange wheat blossom midge)
Lineage: Eukaryota; Metazoa; Arthropoda; Insecta; Diptera; Cecidomyiidae
Gene: SmF
Product: small nuclear ribonucleoprotein F
Exons: 3
Coding region: 223-489 (88 amino acids)
Biological process (GO): spliceosomal snRNP assembly; mRNA splicing, via spliceosome
Cellular component (GO): U1 snRNP; catalytic step 2 spliceosome
Molecular function (GO): RNA binding
Source: RefSeq, a predicted model, not a curated record